AAUCCCUUCCCAUUCCACCCCCACUCUCAUCUUCCUCACGCGCACACUUGAUUCUAUUUUUCCUAUAAUCAAUCUUUUCAUAACCCACUUAUAAUCAUAAUUUCACUCUCUACUUAUUUUCCCCGACCAGUCUAGUCCCAUCCUAACCAUUCACAUUUUCAUUUUGAACAAUUUCUUUCCUCUCUGAUCUGCUUAUAAAUCUGCACUAAGCACACAAAAAAAUGUCAAUGGAUGUGAUGGCAAAUGAACGUGUUUGUUAUGUUCACUGCAACUUCUGCAACACUACUCUUGCGGUUAGUGUUCCAUGCAGUAGCUUGCUGACUAUAGUGACAGUUAGAUGUGGGCAUUGUGCCAAUUUGCUUUCGGUUAACAUGGGAGCAUCACUUCAAUCUUUUCCACCUCAACAAGACCCUCAGUUACAGAAACAGCAGCUUAUAAGCUGUCAUCAAGAACCAAUUAGCAGGAAGGAAGUUGUAGGAUCAUCAUCAUCAUCUUCUUCAAAAUGCAAAGCUUUUCAGCCUCAUGAGCAACCUAGGACUCCUCCCAUUCGUCCUCCUGAGAAGAGACAACGUGUACCUUCGGCUUAUAAUCGGUUCAUUAAGGAAGAAAUACAAAGAAUUAAGGCUAGUAAUCCAGAUAUCAGUCACAGGGAAGCUUUUAGCACAGCAGCCAAAAACUGGGCACAUUUUCCUCACAUUCACUUUGGGUUAAAGUUGGAUGGUAGCAAGCAAGCAAAGUUGGACCAGGGGGUUGGGGACACUACUCAAAAGUCUAACGGAUUCUAUUGAUACCUAUAAAGUGGAAUUAAUAAGUCUAUAAUUAAUUAUCAAUCAGUUGGUUUUUUCUUUGCUUUUAAGUGGAAAAAAAAUGAGGUUGAUCAAGUUUAAUUUCCCAUUCACACGACUGCAUGCAUGGGGGACUCUUCUCAAAAUUAACCUUUGUUCUUCACCUUGUGUUUAAGUAAUAGUACAUGUAUUUCCCUUUCUGAUAAUGAUUUCUAUUCUUGUGA
Lathyrus oleraceus (garden pea) is the source of this 1009-nucleotide messenger RNA. Its product is annotated as putative axial regulator YABBY 2. The record is from RefSeq and is a predicted model, not a curated record. The transcript is spliced from 7 exons. Gene Ontology annotation, biological process: cell fate commitment; abaxial cell fate specification; multicellular organism development. NCBI's taxonomy places the organism in Eukaryota, Viridiplantae, Streptophyta, Magnoliopsida, Fabales, Fabaceae. The coding region runs from base 222 to 788 and encodes 188 amino acids. Gene Ontology annotation, cellular component: nucleus.